AUGACUCAGGUUACGCCUGCAAUGCUGAGCGCUCGCGCUUCGUCGCUCUCCCUGCGUCAACAAGCGCUGUCAUCGUCGGCCAUGCUCAACAAUAACAAUGCGCCUGCUCCUCGAUCGGACGAAAACAAGCAGAGCUCCAAGAGCUUCAUUCUGUCUGACAUGAAGGGUCGUGACACAAGAGACAACCGCGUUUGCGCAUCUUGUAUCGCAAAGCUUGCGCCUGAAGAGGUCGGUCAAGUCAAUUGGCACUUGGAGGCUGGCCAGGCUUGUCGCUUGUGUCAGGUUGAGAAGCUUGAGCCUGAGGCUUUCACCAAGCCUUUCUGCGACUUUCUUCAAGAGAACCCUACUAUUUUCCACACCGUCGAGUACUUUGAGAAAAAGCUGAAGGAACUUGGUUAUGAGCACCUCUCUCCGCGCGACAGUUGGGCGGGUAAGAUCCAACCAGGUGGAAAGUACUGGGUUACACGCAAUGGCAGCUCUCUCAUCGCUUUCAAGGUUGGAAAGGCUUACCAGCCCGGCAAUGGUGUUGCUAUGAUUGGUGGCCACAUUGACGCCCUCACCGCCAAGCUCAAGCCUGUCAGCACAAAGCCCGUCAAGGCUGGAUUUGUUCAGCUAGGCGUUGCGCCCUACGCUGGCGCUCUCAACGCGACAUGGUGGGACCGCGAUCUCAGCAUUGGUGGCAGAGUUGUUGUCCGGGAUGAGGAGUCCGGAAAGACCUGCACCAAGCUCGUCAAGCUGGACUGGCCUAUUGCCAGAAUUCCCACCCUUGCACCCCACUUCGGAGUUGGCAUGAUGGGAGAGAACAACAAGGAGACUCAGGCUGUUCCUAUCAUUGGUCUUGAGAGUUCUCAGAGUGCUUCCGCCAAAGUUCUGGGACCCGCCGGUUCCUUCGUCAACACUCAACCCCCACGACUGGUUGAGCUUAUUGCCAAGGAGCUCAAGAUUCAAUCUUACAGCUCUAUUAUUAACUGGGAGCUUGAGCUUUACGAUUCUCAGCCUGCUCAGACCGGUGGUAUGGAUAGGGAGUUUAUCUUUGCUGGCCGUAUUGACGACAAGCUCUGCUCCUGGUCCGCCCUCACUGCCCUCCUUGCCUCCAACGACAGCAGCGAGGACGGUGGUAUUAAGCUUGUUGCUCUCUUUGACGAUGAGGAAAUUGGCUCCCUGCUUCGCCAGGGUGCUCGGGGUAACUUCCUCCCCUCGGUCGUCGAGCGUACCGUCGAGGCCCUCAACCCCGACAAAUACGGACCAGAAGUGAAGGGAAGAACUUAUUCCUCAUCAUUCUUUUGCUCAAGCGACGUGACUCAUUCCGGAUCACCGAAUUUCCUCGAGAAGUAUCUCGCGGAGCAUGUUCCCGAGCUCAAUGUUGGUGUUGUUAUCGCCAACGACUCAAACGGCCACAUGACCACAGACAGCAUUUCAACCGCAAUUAUGCAGCGAGCAGGCGAACUAGGCGGCUGCCGAACUCAGACUUUCCAAAUUCGAAACGACAGUCGCAGCGGUGGUACUAUUGGACCUGCGCUGUCCAGUAUGAUGGGUGUCCGGGCCGCGGACGUUGGCCUGCCCCAACUCAGCAUGCACUCUAUCCGUGCCACCACUGGUUCUCUGGACCCUGGUCUGGGCGUCAAGUUCUUCAAGAGUUUCCUUGAUAACUGGGAGAAGAUUGAUGCGGAGUGGCAUUAG
Messenger RNA from Fusarium coffeatum, 1680 nucleotides. RefSeq lists its product as uncharacterized. Gene Ontology annotation, molecular function: zinc ion binding; metalloaminopeptidase activity. Gene Ontology annotation, biological process: proteolysis. The record is from RefSeq and is a predicted model, not a curated record. The transcript is spliced from 2 exons. NCBI's taxonomy places the organism in Eukaryota, Fungi, Ascomycota, Sordariomycetes, Hypocreales, Nectriaceae. The coding region runs from base 1 to 1680 and encodes 559 amino acids. Gene Ontology annotation, cellular component: fungal-type vacuole.